This is a messenger RNA of Ichthyophthirius multifiliis, 305 nucleotides long. Its product is annotated as major facilitator superfamily protein, putative. The record is from RefSeq and is a predicted model, not a curated record. NCBI's taxonomy places the organism in Eukaryota, Ciliophora, Oligohymenophorea, Hymenostomatida. The annotation marks the transcript as partial. The transcript has 2 exons.
UAAUGUCUUUCGAUGAUAUAGUAAAUUAUAGGUUUGGUUUUGGAAGAUACUAAAUAAUUACAACGGCAACAUUAUUAUUUGUAGAUUUAAAUGAUGGUGCAGAAUUAGUAUUAAUGUCAUUUAUAAUGCCUUUAAUAUAAAAUGAAUGGAAAAUAUCAUAAUUUUAUGUUGCUUUUUUAACUAGUAUAUUUUACUUAGGGACAGUAAUGGGUUCAUGUUUUUCAGGUACAGUUGCAGAUAAUUCGUUUUUUAUAUGGGAUAACCUGUGGUUUUUCCAUCCCAUUAACCACUUCCAUGUUAAGUGA